AUGUUUAGCUACAAGUUCAGCAAUCUUCUAGGAGCGCCAUACAGCUGCAGCCAUGCACAUGUGUCCUUCGACAGACGGGGCUCCUGCUUGUUUGUCCCCAGCAGUAACCGCGUGUGCCGCUACACCCUAGACUCCACGCCAACCGGUUCAGGCCCCAUUCCCACACCGGGCGGGAGCGAAAGUAAGGGGCGAAACGCAUUUGACGUACAUGCGGCUUCAUCUUCGGGAUCUGACGAGGGUGGAGUUACAGCAGAGAGCAGCCGAGUCACAACUUACCCAUUUGAGGCUCGCGUUGACAUAUCACAUUUUUGUGUUCGUUCUGACGGCCUUCUAGCAAUUUCUAUUGAUAUUCAUGGGCAAGGCCUCGUCAUCAACCUUGCGAAAGGAACCAUUCUGAAUCGCAUUCGGUUCAGAAGCAACACCUCCGCUGCGAAACUGAAGUGGAAGGCAGAGAAAAAUCAACACUUUGUUGCAGCAGCAGCAUUCUCUCCCGACGAUGUCCUCUUUGCUAUUGCAUGCGGGCGGACCAUUCAGCUCUGGCACUCUCCGAGCGCGUGGACAAGAUACCAGCUUCAUUUGCUCCAUUCUUUUACACUGCACCAGCAACCUAUAACCUGUUUGUCUUGGAGUCCCGAUUCUCUCCACCUGGUGUCAGGCUCACAAGACUGCACUUCGCUGGCCGAGGCGGAAGAAGAAGCAGGAGAAGAUUCAGCAGCUGCAGGAGGAACAGUGGGGAGAAACCCAGGUAUCAAGAACGCUGCUCGCCCCAUUAACCCUGAUUUCUUUCAGCAGCGACGCGAGGCGCAGCGGCGAGGAGAGCAGCACUAUCCCGCCGUUGUGGGGUGUACGAAGAACUUGGCUGUGCCUGCGGAUGAGUUCAUUGAUUAUUCCAGAGGCGUAUGGAAGAUGGAACAGAAAGCAUACUGCAACCAGCAACCAGGCCAGCGGGUGUCGCAUGCAGCGACGAAUAUAUCUCCUUUUUACAAAUAUUCUGCUGAGACGAGCGGGGGACGUGGGGGCUCCAAGGCGCCUCCUCAGUAUUUAUUGGUGGGGUUUACAGGCGGGAUGUUUCAGCUGUACACUCUGCCAGACCUGGGUGCAAUCGUGAAGUUGUCGUUGGGGGUUUCUUCUCUAGACAGUGUUAGUUUGUCCUACGAUGGGGAAUGGGUUGCAGCAGCAGCAGCGGAAAACAACACACUGGUGGUGUGGGAGUGGCGCAGCGAGACCUAUGUGCUACGGCAGCAGAACCCACGACAUGGCUUGCGCUGUGUUGUCUUCUCUCCGGCAGCCGAUGCUUCUGGAGCGGGAACGUAUAGAGUAGGGGGCCGUGUGGGCACAGGAGGUGUUGCGCAGCAGCGGCUGGGGGGAGGGGCCUCAGGGCUUGGAGGGGGCACCCCGGGGGCACCCCAAACCCUGGGCCUCGGCACAAGCCGGGGGUUGGUGGGCACAGGCAGCAUAGACGGGCUUGUGAAGCUGUGGGACGCAGAGAGCGGAUUCUGCCUCGCUACAUUCGCUGCACAUGCAGCUGCUGUCUCUGCAUUGUGCUUUUCUCCUACUGGAAAUGCUGUCUUCUCCGCGUCGCUUGAUGGCACUGUUCGUGCGUUCGAUAUUCUCCGACUCAAACCUUUUCG
Molecule: messenger RNA, 1631 nt
Organism: Eimeria maxima
Lineage: Eukaryota; Apicomplexa; Conoidasida; Eucoccidiorida; Eimeriidae
Product: U3 snoRNP protein, related
Exons: 3
Biological process (GO): maturation of SSU-rRNA from tricistronic rRNA transcript (SSU-rRNA, 5.8S rRNA, LSU-rRNA); ribosomal small subunit assembly
Cellular component (GO): Pwp2p-containing subcomplex of 90S preribosome; small-subunit processome
Molecular function (GO): protein binding
Source: RefSeq, a predicted model, not a curated record